AUGAGGACAUUGAGUGAGAUAGGUAAAAAUUAUUUUUGUGUCAUACUUCAGCAAAAAUUUAGUGACCUUCAGUUCUGUUGUGUUGCAGUCUUUUUGUUACUAAUAUCGCUUAACUCAAUAUCAACGGAAAAAAUGGAUGAGAAAGCUCUGACUUCAUCAAUCGCUCAGUUUUCAGCAAGGUUUUGUAAUGAAUUAGAUAAAAGCAAAAGUGUUGUGUCAUCACCAUUAUCCGCUGAAUUUGUGCUAGCACUUUUAACUUUGGGUACGACUGAUCCUGCACAUGGAGAGUUAUUGACAAGCCUUGGAAUUCCUGAUGAUGAAUCUAUUCGCUCAUCAUUUUCUGUAAUGUCGGGUAAAUUGAAAUCUAUUAAAGGUGUGACAUUAAACGUAGCAAACAAGGUGUAUAUAAAGGAAGGAGGCUAUGAUCUGGAAUCUAAACUAAAAGAGGAUGCUGUAAAGAUUUUUGAUGCUGCUUUUGAAAAGAUAAAUUUUGAUGAUGGUGCUGCUGCUGCCAACAUUAUCAAUAAAUGGGUUGAAAGCAAAACCAACGAAAAGAUUAAAGACCUCCUUUCAGGUGACAGCCUUAACAGCGAUAGUAGAUUGGUUUUAGUAAAUGCUCUCUAUUUUAAGGGAACAUGGAAGAAACAAUUUGACAUAGCCAAUACUAUGGAUCAACCCUUCCAUGUUGAUGAAGAAAAAACGAUAAUGGUGCCAAUGAUGUACAAGGAAGAUGACUACACAUACGGAGAGAGUCAAGAACUUGGGGCUCAGUUAUUAAAAAUGCAUUACGUGGGAGAGCAAGCUAGCAUGCUGAUUGUUCUCCCAAAUGAAAUUAACGGGCUGAAUAGCGUGUUAAAAAAACUAGCCGAUGGUUAUGAUCUGUUAGGCGAAGUGGACAAAAUGUUCAACACUAAAGUGCAGGUUACCAUUCCCAAGUUCAAGAUUGAGACUGAGAUCGAUUUAGCCGAUUUGCUUCCAAAGCUUGGCAUAAAGGCAAUCUUCGAUCGCAAUAAUUCAGGGCUCACGAAGAUCAUGAACAGCAAAGAAAAUUUGUAUGUAUCUAAAGCUGUACAGAAAGCAUUUAUCGAGGUCAACGAAGAGGGCGCAGAAGCUGCCGCGGCCACAGGCAUGGUGAUGAUGCUACGUUGCGCGCGCCCGCCAUCGCCGCAGUUCCGCGCGGACCACCCCUUCCUCUACAUGCUCGUCGACUCACAGAAUAACACACUCUUCGAAGAAUUAUCUGAUGUGUAUGUUUACAUUACAGCAAUGGGCAUCAUGUUCUGUUCAGCUAUCAUCAACGCACCCCCGGUGCCUCGCUUCGUAGCGGACAGGCCUUUUCUAUCUAUAAUACUUGCCAACGGCACCCCGCAUUUCAUGGCCGUACAUCGCGGCGAUUGUUGA
Molecule: messenger RNA, 1401 nt
Organism: Parnassius apollo (apollo)
Lineage: Eukaryota; Metazoa; Arthropoda; Insecta; Lepidoptera; Papilionidae
Source: the annotation of a GenBank genome assembly